AUGGCUAACCUGAGUGAAGUGAGGAUCGGCGAAAAGGAUCAAACAGCAUUGCAGUCUCCUGACGCCGAGGACAGCAAGAUGAUGGCUCCGGCUCAGCCCACCCACCAAACCUACGCCUUCCAGACGGAGAUCAAAAGAGGACGCUUCAGCAUCAUCAAGCAGUGCCGAGAGAAGCUCAGCGGGAACGCCCUGGCGGCCAAAAUAAUCCCUUACCAAGCGGAAGACAAGGAGCUGGUGCUUCAGGAGUACCAGAUCCUCAGGAAGCUUCACCACACCAACAUUGGACAACUGCAGGGGGCUUACGUCAGCCCACGCCACCUGGUCCUGAUCCUGGAGCUCUGCGUGGGCCCCGAGCUGCUUCACGCCCUGGCGGGAAGGUCCUCCUAUUCAGAGGUGGACAUCAGAGACUACCUGUGGCAGAUACUUACCGCCGUUGAGUUCCUUCAUGCUCAGAGCAUCCUGCACUUGGAUCUGAGGUCUGAAAACAUGAUUAUUACUGAACCGAACCUACUUAAACUCCUGGACUUUGGCAGUGCCCAGUUCUACUCCCCAGACAGAGCGAUCACUCUGGAGGGGUGCACAGACUAUGUGGAAACGAUGGCUUCAGAACUGCUGUCGGACAAAGGAGCAGUCCCGCAGACUGACAUCUGGGCCAUUGGCGUAACGGCAUUCAUCAU
Gekko japonicus is the source of this 677-nucleotide messenger RNA. Its product is annotated as obscurin-like. The transcript is spliced from 5 exons. Lineage: Eukaryota; Metazoa; Chordata; Lepidosauria; Squamata; Gekkonidae. Gene Ontology annotation, biological process: protein phosphorylation. The annotation marks the transcript as partial. Gene Ontology annotation, molecular function: protein kinase activity; ATP binding. The record is from RefSeq and is a predicted model, not a curated record.